Pseudophryne corroboree (corroboree frog) is the source of this 1095-nucleotide messenger RNA. Its product is annotated as cysteine-rich venom protein TEL1-like. NCBI's taxonomy places the organism in Eukaryota, Metazoa, Chordata, Amphibia, Anura, Myobatrachidae. The transcript has 9 exons. The record is from RefSeq and is a predicted model, not a curated record. Bases 22 to 807 code for a protein of 261 amino acids.
GGCAGAUCAGAGGAGGCAGAAAUGAAUUUGGGGGCUUUUCCGGUACUUUUCCUGACGAUAUUGUUUCAUCAAGCUAUUAGUCAGGAAGAAGAGUUGACGGCACCAGAAGAUGCAGGUCUCAACAAGGAUGACAUAUUUGCAAAGCAUUCCUGUGACAAAGCCGAGAUACAACAACUGAUUGUGGACAGGCACAAUGAACUAAGGUCCCAAGUGUUUCCUCGUCCCAGCAACAUGUUGAAAAUGCAAUGGAGUGCAGAAGCAGCAGCAAAUGCAGCGAAAUGGGCGGCAGUAUGUGCACAAGUCCACAGCAAACCAGAACAAAGGGUAGUGCCUGAAUUCCAUUGUGGAGAAAACUUAUACAUGUCUAACAAACCCCACAACUGGAUCAAAGUUAUCCAAGGUUGGUAUGAUGAAUGUAACGACUUUGAAUACGGAGUAGGAGCAAAAGCAAAAGGAAAAGUUAUUGGACAUUACACCCAGUUAUCCUGGUAUAAAACGUGGAUGGUAGGCUGUGCAUCGUUCAUGUGUAAGGAUAAAGCCUUACGGUACUAUUAUGUUUGUCAAUACUGCCCAGCAGGAAACGAGAAAAAUUCACUUUUUGUUCCCUACACAACGGGAGAACUUUGUGCCAACUGCACCCAUGCUUGCAGUAAUGGAUUGUGUACUAACCCUUGCCCCUAUGAGGAUGAUUAUGAAGAAUGUCCAACAAUGAAGGAUCUCUGCGACUCAGAAGAGGAAGGAUAUGAAGAGGAAGAAAAGAUUAAGAAUGUGUGCGCAGAAACGUGCAACUGCGAUGCACAUAUUUGAUGAUUUCGGUUGGUUGUUUCAAUGAUAAACCAUGUAGCAAAACAUAUAUAUCUGAACGUUUGCAGACCUUAUCGCCCUCAAAUUUACAUAGCGUCAAAAAAAUAAAAAGCCACUAAUAUGUGCAAAUAAAACUAUUUGUGUGCUAUAGCGGACUUCCCUGAAUUUAUUAUCCUAAUUUUUAUGCAAUAGUAAGAUUUUCAGUAAAUUGAUUCACAAAUCUUUUAUGACCACUUCAAAUAAAGACUUGUUUAAAGAGAUGAUUUUCAAAGAUUAAAACAAAAUCAUUUA